Molecule: messenger RNA, 1681 nt
Organism: Trematosphaeria pertusa
Lineage: Eukaryota; Fungi; Ascomycota; Dothideomycetes; Pleosporales; Trematosphaeriaceae
Product: putative amino acid permease
Exons: 5
Coding region: 115-1671 (518 amino acids)
Biological process (GO): transmembrane transport
Cellular component (GO): membrane
Molecular function (GO): transmembrane transporter activity
Source: RefSeq, a predicted model, not a curated record
UUAUCGUAAGGUAUAUGAGCCGACGAGCGGUGGUUUUAAUAAGCCGGGGCAUGGUGGUUCCUGUCGUCCCACUGCGCUGGAAUCCCCUUCUCCUUUAUCUUGCGUUGAGACAACAUGGCGAUGGACAAGGACGUCGAGUUGACGACCCGGGCCGGCGAAGUGGACGAGAUUGCUAUGCAAGAGGCAAUUGAGGAUGAGAGGGUCAAGACGCAUCAGCCUGGCGGCGCUCUCGAGCGAUACAUCAAUUUGGUGUCUGCGGUGAACUUCUCGUUCAUUCUGCAGUGCUCUUGGGAGGCUGCGGCAGUGACAUUCCAGUUCUCCCUCAGCAAUGGCGGCCCAGCUUCUAUCGUCUAUGGCAGCAUCUUUGCAGGAAUCGGAACCACCCUCGUGGCUACCUCACUUGCCGAAUUGGCGUCCAUGGACCCGACGGUCGGUGCGCAGUAUCGAUGGUCGGCUAUGUUCGCACCAAAAUGGAACAGAUUCUUCGGUCUCAUGCAAGGAUGGAUCACGGUCUUCGGCUGGAUCUGUUCUUGCACGUCCAAUCCGGCCCUCAUCUCGAACGUGGUAGUCGGGCUCGCCAUCUUCAACAACCCAAAUUACGUCCCGGAAAGAUGGCACGUCACGUUGAUCAUGUGGGCCAUCACGCUAUUCCCGUUCUUCGCGAACUUUUGGUUUAGGAAGCUCCUAAAUCCUCUCGAAGCCGUGGGUGCCAUUUGCCAUGUGGUCUUCUUCAUUGUUAGCAUCGUCACUUUGGUCACUCUUGCUGAGCGAAGUACCGUUGAAUACGUCUUCCACACCUUGACGCAUGAUGUGAGCGGAUGGCAGAAUCCCGCUGUAGCUUGGGGACUUGGAUUGCUCACUGUUACAUAUCCUUUGAGCGGUUUCGACGGUGUCCUCCACAUGUCUGAUGAGGUUAAGAAAUGUCGCAUCCGAGUUCCGCGCUCGAUGAUCGCCUCCGUCGUCCUCAACGCUGUCAUGCAAUUCGCGUACAUGAUCACCGUCCUCUUCACAAUAGGAGACGUCGACUUAGUCUCAGGAGACCCCCUCCCAAUCAUCCAAGUCUACUACCAGGCGACGAAGUCCAAGCCAGCCACCAACCUCUUCGUGGUCAUGCUCGCAAUUAUCAUCUUCGUUUCCUUCUUCAACGUCUUCGCCUCGGUCUCUCGCCUCCUCUGGGCCUUCUCACGCGACAACGGCCUUCCCUUCUCCCCAUUCUUCGCAAGAGUUCACCCAACGCUCAAGAUGCCGCUCAACGCCCUCAUCCUCGUCGGGUCUUGCCUUGCUAUCCUCGCGCUCAUCAACAUCGGCUCCAGCACCGCGUUCAACGCCUUUAUAUCGCUCCCCGCGCUCGCGUUAUACAUGUCCUACUUCUUCCCCAUCUUCUUCAUCUUCUGGCGCCGCAUGUCGCGCUCGCAUCCCACACCUGUGCCCUGGGGGCCAUUCCAUCUCGGCAAAGCAGGACCGUUCGUCAAUAUCGGAGCCAUGUGCUACAUUAUCUAUAUCCUCAUCUGGAUGCCGUUCCCGGGAUUCCUGCCCGUCGAUGGCAUAAACAUGAACUACGCUGGCCCGAUCGUCGGUGCAAUUAUCAUUGGUGCGGUGGUUGACUGGUGUAUUUCUGGUCGCAAGAGGUUCCAGGUGCCUGUUGCUAGGCACAGGCCGGACUUUGGUUAGACGGGUCUGC